Melampsora larici-populina 98AG31 is the source of this 504-nucleotide messenger RNA. RefSeq names its product amine oxidase. NCBI's taxonomy places the organism in Eukaryota, Fungi, Basidiomycota, Pucciniomycetes, Pucciniales, Melampsoraceae. The record is from RefSeq and is a predicted model, not a curated record. Bases 1 to 504 code for a protein of 167 amino acids. The transcript is spliced from 2 exons. Gene Ontology annotation, molecular function: oxidoreductase activity.
AUGAAGGUAGCCGUCAUUGGAGGUGGAAUCAGUGGACUAGGUGCUGUCUGGCUUUUGAAUGAACAUUCCGAGCACCAAGUCGAACUUUUCGAAGCAAAUGAAUAUGUUGGUGGUCAUCCCCAUACCGUCCCACUCCCCACCAAUGCUAUGGUAGACACUGGUUUCAUCGUUUUUAAUCGGCUCACGUAUCCUAACUUCACCCGACUUCUCACUAUACCGGGCGUUCGAAGUGGUCCCUCCGAAAUGUCUUUCUCAGUUUGCGUCGGUUCAAAGUAUGAGUGGGCUGGGACAGGUUUAAUGGCAGCAUUUGCUGGGGCAUCUGAUUGGGGCGCUCAAGCUCGCAUGUUGUGUGAUAUCAUCCGUUUCAAUGCCAACGCCCCAGACGCCCUGCUCGAUCCACGUCCAUCGCUGAGUGUUGGGGAAUACUUGAACGAAAAUGGCUAUUCAGAUGCGUUCAGGCGUCAUUGCCUACUGGUAAGCUCGUUUGUUCCGCAUAUGUGCUAA